Stegodyphus dumicola is the source of this 1909-nucleotide messenger RNA. RefSeq lists its product as uncharacterized. NCBI's taxonomy places the organism in Eukaryota, Metazoa, Arthropoda, Arachnida, Araneae, Eresidae. The record is from RefSeq and is a predicted model, not a curated record.
GUAGUAUUUUUUUUAACACACUGAAAUGCCGAAACGGAAAAGAAGCAUUACGGGAGAUGCAUCGAGAAGACGAAGAGCUGAAGCACAAAGGUUACGGCGAGCUACAGAAAAUGAAGAAGAAACCGCUAGCAGACUGAGUGCGCAAGCAGAGCGCCAAGCAAACCUACGUGUUCAAGAAACGGAAGAAGAAACCGCUAGCAGACUGAGUGCGCAGGCAGAGCGCCAAGCAAACCUACGUGGUCAAGAAACAGAAGAAGAAACCGCUAGCAGACUGAGUGCGCAAGCAGAGCGCCAAGCAAACCUACGUGGUCAAGAAAUGGAAGAAGAAACCGCUAGCAGACUGAGUGCGCAAGCAGAGCGCCAAGCAAAUCUACGUGGUCAAGAAACAGAAGAAGAAACCGCUAGCAGACUGAGUGCACAAGCAGAGCGCCAAGCAAACCUACGUGGUCAAGAAACGGAAGAAGAAACCGUUAGCAGACUGAGUACGCAAGCAGAUCGUCAAGCAAACCUACGUGGUCAAGAAACGGAAGAAGAAACCGCUAUGAGACUCUGCACGCAAGCACAACAGCAAGAAAACUUACGCGCUCAAGAAACGGAAGAAGAAACCAGUUCGAGACUCUGCAGGCAAUCACAUCGGCAAGCAAACCUACGUGCUCAAGAAACGGAAGAAGAAACAAGUAGGAGACUCAGCAGGCAAGUGCAACGUCAAGAGAACUUGCGCACUCAAGAGUCGGAACAGGACGCUACUACACGAAGAACGCAAGACACUGCACGUCACAGACAAGUCAGAUCCGAAGAAACAAUGUCUGUACGAGAAGACAGGCUACGCAGGAAUGCAGCACGACGUUCGCGUAGCACUCUGCACAAUGCAGGAAGAUGUGCACUCGAAGUUUACGUUGAGCAACACACCGCCGGUUCAAUGGAAGCUUCCUGCGAUCUCUGCAACGGAUUGUUCUUUACGGGAGAAAGGAACGCAAGGGGAAGAUACAUGCACUGCUGUAACAAUGGGAAAAUUGUCGAAGCUGAAAGAAGAUAUCCAGAAGAAUGGUGCAAUCUAAUGAAUGGGAACCACCCGUUUUCUGAAGAGUUUUUUGCCAACAUACGUACUUACAACUGCCUGCUCAGUUUUGCUUCAUUGGGUGCCAAUAUAGAAAUGCCUUCGGGUUCGGGUCCCUACUGCUUCAGGAUUCACGGUGCCAUAUAUCAUCGAACGAGCCACCUUCAUCCGCCUCAUCCCGGUCAAGAACAGUAUGCUCAGCUGUACAUUUUAGAUUCGGAUCAAGCCCUCAGGCAGAGAAUGAACAUAUUUGGAAAUGUUGCCCUGAACGCCGAACUGCUGAGACAGUUGGACACAGUUUUAAGGAACGUUAAUCCAUAUGCGGAAGCCUACAAGAUGCUGAAGGAAUUCGAAGAAGAAACUGUACGAGAGCAAGGUGCCGAAACUGCUGCGGAUAUCCGCAUGUACAUCAAGGGUGAAAGUGUAGGUACGGGCGAACACAGAGGACGUUACAAUGCUCCGAAAGAAAAUGAAGUUGCAGUCGUCUUCAAGAGUACGGACGGCGCUCCUCCAUCGAACCGAGACAUCGUGAUCCAUCCGAGAGGUGGCGGUCUCAUCAACAUCAGUACCUUAAAUCCAUCACACAUUCCAUCAUUACAUUCGACACAUCAGUUAAAUUACAUUUAUGCUGUGGGAUAUUUUUCUCAACCAUCAGAUUUGUCCGGUGGAACAGAUCGAGGGUUUCUUACCUCCUGUCCAUCUAGUACUAGUCUCUCGAGAGAUCUUGAGAGGAAAGAAAUCCACGUUACCCUUCAGUGGAUCCCAGCGCACUGCGGUGUGGAUGGUAAUGAACAAGCCAAUCUAUUAGCUAAAAAGGGAUCCAUGAUUUCACUGAUAAAAAAUGAAAAUUAA